CUCCAUUGCAGUCUUGAAGCUUAAACCCUAAUGCGUUGCUCUGAACUUCCGUCUCUCCACCCCAAGGGUUUAGAGACUGAGAGCCGUGGGACGUAGAACAAUUAGGGUUAAGCUUUGCGUCCCAGUCCGGGCGAGGUUGUGUUAAUCGGUUUGGGAGGAUUGUAAACUGUUUUUUAUUGACAAGAAAAAUCUGCUGCGAUGGGGAAAAGUAAGACUACGGGAAAGGGACGUCUCGACCGCUUCUACUACCUUGCAAAAGAACAAGGGUUUCGGUCUCGAGCCUCGUUUAAGUUAGUGCAGCUUGACAGGAAGUUCCAAUUCCUGUCUUCUGCGAGGUCGGUGCUCGAUCUUUGCGCUGCCCCGGGAGGAUGGAUGCAAGUGUGUUCCAAGAAUAUGCCCGUUGGUAGUCUCAUAAUUGGUAUCGAUUUGGUCCCUAUUCGGCCGAUUCGAGGGUGUGUCACAUUGCAGGAGGAUAUUACUACGCCUCAGUGUCGGGCGGCCAUUAAGAAGGUUUUGAAGGAGAAGAAACAUGACAUGGUGCAGGUUGUGCUGCAUGAUGGCUCGCCCAACGUGGGAGGAGCUUGGUCAUCCGAGUCGUCGGCCCAGACGGCCCUUGUGUUGGACUCCCUCAAGCUUGCCACCGACGUUUUGUGUCCCGGAGGCACCUUCGUGACUAAGAUUUUCAGGUCACAGGAUUAUAAUGCGCUGCUUUUUGCUUUCAAGCAGCUUUUUGAGAAGGUUGAGGUUACCAAGCCCAUUGCCAGUCGUGCUACUUCAGCGGAGAUUUACGUGAUAUGUCAAAAGUAUCGUGCUCCUGCUAAAAUCGAUCCCCGUCUUCUCGAUGCUAAGCACUUGUUCAAAGAGACAAUUGAAGCUCCAAAGGUUAUUGACGUUAUGAAAGCAAGCAAGCAGAAACGUCACCGAGAGGGGUAUGAGGAAGGCACCACCGUCUUACGGAAAGAGGUCAAAGCUUCAGACUUUGUGUGGUCCGAGAAGCCUUUGGACAUGCUUGGCUCUAUCACUUCAAUGUCUUUUAAAGAUCCCGACUGCAAGGUUAUUAAAGAACACGAUUUGACUACGGACGAGAUCAAAAUUUUGUGCGAGGAUCUUCGGGUUCUAGGAAAGACUGAAUUCAAGCAGUUACUGAAGUGGCGAUUGCAAAUUCGAAAAAACCUUGAACCUACUCCAGCCAGUGAUAAGGAGGAUGACAGUAAUGAGAAAAAGAAAGGAUCAGAUGAAGAUAAUGAUGACGAAGAAGAACUGGCUACCAUGGAAGAGCUCAAGGAGUAUGUGGAAUCUCAGAAACGCAAGGAGCGGAAAAAGAAGGCCAAAGCAAAAGAGAAAGCUAAGGCUCGAUCAGCGACCGGAAUGCAAAUUGAUGUGAUGGAAGAUGGUGUUGCUGAUACGGAACUUUUUAACAUCAAAGCCAUCAAGGGUAAGAAAGAUUUGGCCAGAAUGGAAGUUGAAGAUGAUGAAGAUGACAAUGAUAGUGUCGAUGAAAUGCUGAAUGAUGGCCCCCAGCAAGCUGAGGAUGAUAGUGAUUUCGAUCCUGAACAAGAUCGUCAAAGGUAUGAUCAAGAGCUGGAUCAGUAUUUUGAACGCGCAUACAGUAAAUACUGCUCUACUACGGAUGGUAGCACGAAACGCCGCAGACGAGCUAAGCUGGGAGAGGCAGGGGACCUUUGGGAGGAUAAUGAAGUUACAGGUCAAGACGAUGAAAGUGAUGGUGAUGAUGUAAUUGAGAAUGCAGAUGAGGAUGAAGCGAAUCCGUUGGUUGUCCCAUUGGCUGAGGCUCCUAAACUUUCUACAGAUCACUUGUCCAAGCAAUGGUUUAGCCAAGAUGUUUUUGAUGGUGUAGGCGAAGGCGAGGAACUAAGUGACGAUGAAGAGGCUAUUGCAAAGAUGCGGAAAAAGAGGAAAGCUGAAACUGAUGCAGAGGUGGAUGCUGAUGGUGAUGAGGAUAUGGGUGUAGGUGCCUCUGAGUUGCCAGCCGCAAACCAUUCUGCCAAUGGGGCUGCUAGUUUAGCCCCUGCUGUAGGAAAAGGGGAUUUUGAAAUCGCACCCCAGGAAGGAAAUAGCUCUAGUGAUAGUGACUCAGAUAGCGAAGACGAUAAUGGCAAAGCAGAAAUCCUGGCAUAUGCCAAGAAAAUGCUGAAGAAAAAGAAUAGAGAGUCAAUCUUAGACGACGCAUACAACAGGUAUACAUUCAAUGACGAAGAUAUGCCACGAUGGUUUGCUGACGAUGAGAAAAAACACAAUAGACCUGAGAAGCCUAUUACCAAAGAGGAAGUUGAAGCCAUGAAGGCCCAAUUCCGAGAAAUCAAUGCGCGGCCCGUGAAGAAGGUAGCUGAAGCCAAGGCCCGAAAGAAGAGGCGUGUUCUGAAAAAGUUGGAACAAGCCCGCCAGAAGGCAACUGCAAUUGCUGACCAGGAGGAUAUAUCAAAUAAAUCGAAGCAGAAAUCAAUGGAGAGGGUGUAUAAGAAAGCUUUGGCCGCACCCAAGAGGGGAAAAACAGAAGUGGUUGUGGCUAAAAAGGGCGUAGGUGCAAGGGGAGGCAAAGGAAGAAUAGUUGUUGAUAGGCGUUUGAGGAAGGAUUCCCGGGCGAAAAAUACUGGGAAGCCUGGCAAAGGCUUCAAGGGCAGAGGUGGUGGGGCAAAUGGUGCCAAAGCAAAAGCCAACAAAGGUAAAGGACCAAGUAGGGGAGGGAAAGGCAGGAAGCCACAAAAAGGCUGAAGGUGCUUCCUGAAUGAGCUUCUAAUUGUAGGAAAGUGAGGAGGUUGAGAAUUUUGUGUGUAGUUGAAUGUAGAUGCCUUAGGAGCAUGUCUUCAGUACGUGACUGUAGCUACUUUUGACUGCUUAUUGAAUUUUUAUGUUUCAACUUCAAUUUUCUUUAGUUCUAGAUUAGGUCGAGCUGUUCCUUCAACGUAACGCCAAAAUUAUGGCCGAGAUUUAAUUUUAAGCUCACGUUUGAUACUUCGA
Physcomitrium patens is the source of this 2979-nucleotide messenger RNA. Its product is annotated as adoMet-dependent rRNA methyltransferase spb1. Gene Ontology annotation, cellular component: nucleolus; preribosome, large subunit precursor; nucleus. Gene Ontology annotation, biological process: rRNA methylation; maturation of LSU-rRNA from tricistronic rRNA transcript (SSU-rRNA, 5.8S rRNA, LSU-rRNA); maturation of 5.8S rRNA from tricistronic rRNA transcript (SSU-rRNA, 5.8S rRNA, LSU-rRNA). Gene Ontology annotation, molecular function: rRNA (uridine-2'-O-ribose)-methyltransferase activity; rRNA (guanine) methyltransferase activity. The record is from RefSeq and is a predicted model, not a curated record. NCBI's taxonomy places the organism in Eukaryota, Viridiplantae, Streptophyta, Bryopsida, Funariales, Funariaceae.